This is a messenger RNA of Miniopterus natalensis, 10178 nucleotides long. NCBI's taxonomy places the organism in Eukaryota, Metazoa, Chordata, Mammalia, Chiroptera, Miniopteridae. The record is from RefSeq and is a predicted model, not a curated record.
AGAGGCCACGCCUGCGCAGAGCCCUCCUGGCGCUCUCCGUGGUCCUCCAGAGGACUGCAGUUUCCGACUCUGAUUUUAUUUUAAAUUAUACAUCCGCUGAUGACUGAUAACAUUAACAUAAGCCAGAGCCAUAGCACGACUGCGCUUUCCCCAGGGGCCUCUGCUGGAAUGCAUGCUCUGAGACAGAGGGACUUGAAAUGAGAAACGUUAAUCCACUGGGAGCAUGUUGAGAACCUAUAAAAUGUUAAGUGAUGAUACCAUUACUUAAUAACGGUGAAACUAGCAUUAAGGUCCUAAUAGAAGCUGGUCUCUUCAUAGUACUUACAUUUGCAGUAGAGUUAAAUUUCUGACCCUGGGUGACAGCCUAUUAAAGGGCAGAGCUGGAGCUUCACCUCACUUUUCUAAGGGAUACCUAUGUCAUUAUUCCACACGGUGUCCCUGGGAAAUACCAGUAGGUGUACUGUUUUUUUCAAAAUGACAUUAGGUUUAUCUAUAGUAGUUUGCAUGAGCUCUGAGAUUGAGUUCUCAGAGCCUCUGUUGCUUUUCUUUGAAAUGAGAGCUAGAAAAUGAAUACUGCUAUGGUGAUGACCAACAGAGACAAUAAACGUAAGGUGCUAAGUGCUGGACUGAGCAUGUGACUAGCAGUAAAUAAUAGUACUUUCUUGGCCAUUUUCUCUCCAGUUUUUAACCUGCAACAUGUGUCCCUUGCCUUUAGAGAGUGGCCAGUGCCAUGUAGCUUAUAAGUGGAAAGUGAUAUUCUUAAAUUGAUAUAAUCCAAAGCCCUGUGUCUUAUUAGUUUUCUUUGCUUAUUAGAGAAGCUUCUAAGACCUCUGGAGAUUGCACACCCAUUGGCAUAGCCUCACUGGGAAAGGCUAUGAUUACAGCCCAGGGUAUAACAUGGGCCUCCAAGAGCAAUGCCCAUGUGGCCCUGCUGUCCUGGGAGGGAAAGCUGUUUUUCCUCCUCUCCUUUGACCUGUGCCCGUGUAGGAAAUAAAGGUACAGCUGUUGUGGGGUCAUUUCCAGCUGGAGGAAUCGAGAAUUGCAAAGUAGAUGUAGUGUCUCAUGUUUUCCUUUCCUUCUCCAGCUCUGCCUUCUCGAACUUCUACCCCUUUUGGAGAGGACUGGCAAGAGAAAAAGGGACUAGGUCCAAACGCUAGGUGGCUGAGUCCAGGUCCCUGGCAUUUUGACUCUGUUCCUGUGCAUAGUGGCUUGUUCUGAAGUUUCAGAAAGGAUCCUGUUCCCAAACAGGUCCCCGAGUACUGACUGUCACAGGCUGCUGCAUCUUUCCUGUUGACUCAUUUUGGUUGCUCCACUGAAAAUUUUACUUAGAGAAAUGCUGCCUCCAAAGUGCUUUUACGACAGCAGACCCAAGAAGUCUUGGGCCCCAGAUCUGUAUGAGCUAGACAGUGACUUGACUCAGGACCCGGAUGCCAUUGACUCUGAAUUCUUUCAUCAGAAGUUUCGGAAUUACCUCUACGUGGAAUUUGUUGGGCCUCGGAAGACCCUGAUCAAACUCCGAAACCUCUGCCUUGACUGGUUGCAGCCGGAGACUCACACCAAGGAGGAGAUUGUUGAGCUCUUGGUCCUUGAGCAGUACCUGACCAUCCUCCCAGAAAGGGUCAAGCCUUGGGUGCAAGCCAGAAGGCCACAGACCUGUGAGAAGCUUGUUGCUCUGCUGGAAACUUACAAGGAGAUGUAUGAGCCAGAAGACAACUGCAGUGACAUCCAGAGCGAAGACAGCAUGAGCCGGAUGGGGGCAGAGUCCCCCCCGCCACACGCCGCCUAUUUCUACAGAGACCGGGACCGGGACCGGGACUGGGACCAGGACUGGGAACGAGACCGAGACCGGGAUUGGGGUCAUGACCGAGACUGGGACCAGGACUGGGACCGGGAUCGAGACCGAGCCUGGGAGCGAGCCUGGGAUCGAGCCUGGGACCGAGCCUGGGACUGGGGCCGGGCCUGGGAGCGAGCCCGGAUGCAGGAGCGUGAGCGGAGGGGCAGAAGCAGGGAACUUGGGCUCCGAGAGCGCUGGCCGUACAACAGAAGUCUCAGAGGCAGAUUUCCUCACCGGGAUCUUUCCCUUCCUGUGAUGGAUAAAGCUUUUGCCAUGGAAAGAGAGCGCAGACGUAGGAGCUUCAUGAUGGAGUGUGAGGAUACAGUGACAUACCAGGACGUGUUGGAUUUCACCAGGGACAGGAAGACCCAGAACUCAAUUCAGGACAACAUGGAGAACUACAGGAAGCUGCUUUCGCUGGGGGUUCAGCUUGCCGAAGAUGAUGGCCACUCCCACAUGACACAAGGCCAUUCACGGUCAAAGAGAAGUGCCUACCCCAGCACCAGUCGAGGCUUGAAAACUAUGCCUGAAGCCAAAAAGUCAACCCAUCGCCGGGGAAUUUGUGAAGAUGAGUCAUCCCACGGGAUGAUCAUGGAAAAAUUCAUCAAGGAUGUUUCAAGAAACUCCAAAUCCGGGAGGGUGAGGGAAUCUAAUGACCGAUUACGGAGGUUCCCCAGAAGGCCAGACCGUGAUUGGAAAGAAGUGUCCUUCAACAGGAGAGAGUCAGUGAUUCAGGAGAGGGGCUAUGGAGGGAAUGCCUUUGGGGGAGGCCUUCAUUGUAACUCAAACCUUGUUUCCAAAAAGAGAGUUCUUGAAAGAAAAAGGCGCUAUCAGUUUGACACAGAUGGGAAGGGCUCCAUUCAGGAUCAGAGAGGCUGUCCACGCAAGAGACCCUUUGAACGUAGUGGAAUGAGAAAAGCCGUGAGCAUGAGCAGCCUUAGCUCCCCCUCCGCCGAGUCACAGCUACUUGAUUUGGGGGCAAUGCCCUAUGUGUGUGAUGAGUGUGGGAGGGCUUUCAGUGUGAUUUCUGAGUUUGUCGAACAUCAGAUCAUGCACACUAGGGAGAAUCUCUAUGAGUAUGGUGAAUCCUUUAUUCGUAGUGUGGCUGUCAGUGAGGUUCGGAAAAGUCUGGCACAAGGGAAAGGCUUUGAGUGUAAGGAGUGUGGGGAAACCUUCGAUAAGAGUUCCUCUCUCGCUGAACAUGGUAAAAUUCACUCUAGACAGUCUCUCACUGAAUGUAAUGAUGAGGAAUAUGAGGAGCCCUUCAUGCCUAGCCCCACUUUCAGUGAGCUUCAGAAAAUAUAUGGGAAAGAUAAAUUCUACCAGUGUAAGGUGUGUAAGGAGACCUUCCUUUAUAGUUCUGCCCUGAUUGAGCACCAGAAGAAAACCCAUGGGAGAGGUGACAAAGAUGAUGAACAGGGGGAUGCCUUUAAGCCCAGCCCAGCCUUUAAUGAGCUUCAUAAAAUGUUUGCUAAAGAGAAAAUGUAUGAAUGUAAGGUGUGUGGGGAGACCUUCCGUCACAGCUUAUCUCUGAAAGAACAUCAGAAGAUUCACACUAGAGCAAACCUGUUUGAAAGCAAGGGUAAAGUAUGUGAGGAAACCUUUAUUCCUGGUCAGUACCUUAAAAGGCAACAGAAGGUUUACUCAAAGGGGAAGCUCUAUGACUUUAAAGAUGGUAGGGGUGCUUUUAGGCCAAGUUCAGACCUCAGUGAGCAUCACAAAGUUUAUUCUCGAAAGAUCCUCUAUGAAAGCAGGGGGUAUGGGAAGUCUGUCAUUCAUAGUGGGCCCUUUACUGAGUCUCGGAAGAGUCACACCAUAACCAGGCCACCUGAAAAUGAGGACGAGAAGCCGUUCACCAUUAGCUCUAACCCUGAUCCUGAUGACAGCCAGAAACUUCCCACUGAAGAAAAUGUCCUUGAGAGGAAAGCAAAUGAGAGGUCUGUUAUCCAUAGCUUAUCCUCAGCUGAAGCUCAGAAGUGUCAUACAGUGGGGUCCAAUAAACCAAAUGUGAUUGCAGAGUCUACCACUCAGAGCUCAGAUGUUACUGAACAGAAUGUCCAUGCUGGAGAGAAGACCGCUGAAGGGAAGAAAAAUGAGAGGUCUGUUAUCCAUAGCUUAGCCACUUUCAAAGUUCCCAAAAGCCCCAGUGGGAAUGAAUGGAAUGAGAAGGGAGAAUCCUCCAUUUACAUCCCAGACCUUCAUGAUAAGCUACAGAAAACUGCCAGGGCCACUCCUACUGAAGAGGGUAAGAACAGCUACAAGGACUCUGUUAUAUGCAGUGCAUCCAGUACCAAACCGCUAAGAAGUCUUGCUGGAGAGGGAGCCAGUGAGUCUAAGAAGGAUGGCCAAUCAUCUGUUUCCACCUCAAAUGCCCCUGAACAUCAGAAGGCCCGUGCUAAGAAGAAAAACAUUGAGCGCAGGAAUUGCGAGACCUCAGUGAUUCACUCCCUACGCUUUGGUGAACCUCAGACAUUUCGCCCUAGAGAGAAAUUCUAUGAAUGUCCAGAGUGUGGAGAGUCCUUUGUUCGUAGCUCUGACCUCACUGAGCAUCAGAAGAUUCACCACAGAAAGAAGCCUUUUGGAAGCAAAAACUACGAACUAUCUGUUAUUCGCAGCUUAGCCUCCACUGACCCUCAUACAAGCUACACUGAGCAGCCAGCACAGGCGAGUUAUGCUCAAGAGCCAGAGGGGAUGACUUGCAUUCAACAGCCAGUGCAGAUGAGUUUUGUUGAGGAGCUAAUGCAGAUGAGUUACGUUGAAGAGCCAGCACAGACGAGUUACGCUCAAGAGCCAGUGGGGAUGACUUGCAUUCAAGAGCCAGCGCACACAAGUUAUGCUAAAGAGCCAGUGAAGAUGACUUGCAUUCAAGAGCCAGAGGGGAUGACUUGCAUUCAACAGCCAGUGCAUUCGAGUUUUAUUGAUGAGCUAGUGCAGAUGAGUUAUGUUGAAGAGCCAGUGCAGAGGAAUUACUCUCAAGAGACAGUGGGGAUGACUUGUUUUCAACAGCCAGCUCAGACAAGUUACGCUCAACAGCCAACCCGAACAAGUAACGCUCAACAGCCAGCCCGCACAAGUAACGCUCAACAGCCAGCCCAGACAAGUAACGCUCAACAGCCAGCCCAGACUAGUUACGCUCAACAGCCAGCCCAGACUAGUUACGCUCAACAGCCAGCCCAGACAAGUUACGCUCAACAGCCAGCCCAGACUAGUUACGCUCAACAGCCAGCCCAGACUAGUUACGCUCAACAGCCAGCUCAGACAAGUUAUGCUCAACAGCCAGUGCAGCAAGAAUGUAAGGACUGUGGGCAAUGCUUUGCUACCAUUGAAGACCUUGGUGCACAUCAGAAAAUCUAUAUCCAAGAUGAGUUCCAUGGGAGCUCUGUUAUUCAGGGUGCAGGCCUUGACAGGCCUGAGCAGGAAGAGCCUGAGCAAGAUGAGGCGGAUUCUGAGGAGGAUGCUGAGGACUCAAUCUAUGGCUGUAAGGACUGUGGUCUGGGCUUUGCCGAUCGAGCAGACCUUAAGGAUCAUCAGAAAGUUCAUGGCAGAGAGUAUCUCAUCGACACUCGUGAGUACACACAUUCUGUAAUUCACACCCAUUCCAUCAGCGAAUAUCAGAGAGAUAACACUGGAGAGCAGCUCUUUGAAUGCCCAGCCUGUGGGGAAUCUUUUGUUCAUAGCUCAUUCCUUUUUGAGCAUCAGAAAGUCCAUGAGCAAGAUCCAUAUUAUGGCCAUCGGAGGUAUGAUGAGCCUUUUAUGCAUCCUUUUGUCAUUAACCCACAGAGAUUUCACGCCCCACAGAAGAAUCCUUCUACAGGGAUGUAUCUUCAGUGCCAUCUGUGCGGACAAGACUUCAUUCAUGGUUCUGUCUUUAAUGAGCAUCUGGCACUUCACAUGAGAGAAGAUUCACUGGAACAGGGCCAGAGAAGUGGGGGCGCUGUCAGCGCAGGCUUAGCCCUCACUGAGUUGCAGAGAAGUCAGACGGAAGAGAAGCACUAUGAAUGUGAAGCUUGUGGCGAGUCCUUCCUCACUCCCUCAGACCUGAGGGACCACAUGAGGAUUCAUGAGAAGGAUGAUGAGCCCUACGAUUAUGGGGCUUCCUUUGUUCACACCUCAUUUCUUACUGAGCCCCCCAAAGGAGAUUCUCCUUUCUUUGAGUGCAAGGACUGUGGGAAGUCCUUCAUUCAUAACACAGUUCUCACUAAGCAUCAGAAGUUUCACGUUGAAGAGGAAGAGGCAGCAGCCCAGGAAGUUGAAGCCAAUGUUCUUGUUCCACGAGAGGUUCUGCGAAUCCAGGGGUCAAAUGUAGAGGCUGCUGAGCCGGAGGUGGAGGCCGCAGAGCCGGAGGUGGAGGCUGCUGAGCCCAACGUGGAGGCCGCUGAGCCCAAUGGAGAGGCUGAAGGGCCAGAUGGGGAGGCCGCAGAGCCAAAUGGGGAGGCCGAACAGCCCAACGGGGAGGCUGAACAGCCCAAUGGGGAUGCUGAUGAGCCAGACGGUGCAGGGAUUGAAGACCCUGAAGAAAGAGCUGAAGAGCCAGAGGGAAAGGCUGAAGAGCCAGAGGGAGAUGCUGACGAGCCUGAUGGUGCAGGGAUCGAAGACCCUGAGGAAGAGGGAGAUGAGCAUGAGAUUCAGGUUGAAGAGCCGUACUAUGACUGCAGGGAGUGCGGAGAAACCUUCACUGCCAACUCAGCCUACGGGGAGCACCUGAAGACCCAUGCCAGGGUAAUAAUAUUUGAGCCUGGAAAUGUGUAUGGGGAAAGCUCACACUACACUGGACAUGCCAGCACCAGCACUAGUGACGACGACAGGGCCGACGACAAGUACUUCAAGUGUGAUGUCUGUGGGCAGCUCUUCAGUGACCGCCUGUCCCUCGCUAGACACCAGAAUACCCAUACUGGCUGAGAACACAAGUGUAAAGGUUGGAACCUGACCCUCCCAGAGAAUUCAUGCCAAUCCAUAAUAAUGUCAGAAGGAAACUUACCUUGGCAUAUACAUACUGACUUUUAACCUGAGACAAUUUGGACUGGAAAGGAACAAGGUGGUGGAGGUUCCGUCGGUCUUAACUCCCCCAUCGUGCACCAGUGUGCGUGCGGGGAAGCCACAGCACAUCCUUCCCUUUCACCCCAGGAAUCCGAUCGAGUAAUCCUAUCGAGGGAAAGCCCCAGGGGAUCCUGAGAUGGCAGAAUAGCCCCAGCCACCUGUAAGGGACACUUCAGUAACCUAUAGAUAAUUUUCCUGAGAUGUAUGUAAACUAGCAAAGCAUAGCAGACAGUAAUCACACACACUUAGAUUUAAUGAUGCAUAGUCACAGUUUACUGUACCUUCUUGGUACACUUUUGACUUUUUUUUUUGGAAGAGAAUAUGAGCACCAAAUUAGAAUAUAUUUGUAAGCAGUGUAGGUCCUGUAAAAGAUUUAUUGUGCAUUAUUUUAAUCCCUUUGGCAUCUUUUUGAGUAACUGUGUGUUGUCCCUGACUCUUAAAUAUCCCUGUAAAGGUGUGGGCAUGGAAGAUAAAGUGUCUCCUACUCUGCUGUUUGGAAAGAGAAGUUCUUUGAGCUUCCUUUUCAGUGUCUUGUCUACACCAACACUUUGGAGCCUAAGGCUGUAUAAGCCUCUUCAAUAUGUGGAUUGACCUUUGUGACCCAAGUUGAUCCGUUGCCAUAUUGCACCUUGCAGUGAUUCUCAUGCAGAAAUAAUACACUUUUUUUGUUGUUUGUUUAACCAACUUAAUGUGUGUUCAGUAGUGAAUUCACAAAAGCUGAAGCUUUUCCCUGUAAAUCUUAUUUCUUUGCCUUUAAAAGAGUGGGUUGCAACCAUCACUAGAUCACGGCAGUGCCUAAUGAAGGUUGAGAACCGCAGGGAGAGGCUCUCAUGUUGUAAAUAAGGGUGCAGGUGACAACUUUCAUCACUUUGUGUGUGUUUCCUGCCUUAAGUAGCAACGUGGCUUCAUUAGUAUGUACUGCCACAAGUAGUUUGCACCUGGGCGCCCAGGAGCUAGUAUCGUUAGAGCUUUCUAUUGCUGAACUUAAUUCUUGUCACCUGACCCUCAACCCCAUGUCUAACUUGCGUUUCAAAAAAAGAAAAGCUUUCUUUACAGUCAACCCAGGCUUAAUAUGGACUCAGGUUCCCCAGCAGCCUUAAUUUGUUUCGUUACCAUCUGUCCUUUCCUCUCAGCUCAGCCCUCCUAAGUAUUUCUGAGCUAUCUGUUAGAGUCGCGUUGGUCUGGUUGCCUCAGUUUUCCAUUAAUUACAGAUCGACCUCAUAGCUUGCGGUUUCCUGUCUUGUUCUGUGGAACACCUGUGCUCCUCUUGCUUCCCCUCCCCUUGCAUAAUGACUAUUGAGACAUUUUCUUUUUACUUUGAGUUGCCUGGAAAAAUAAUUUUAAAAUUAAAAAAAAUUUUAAAAAGUGGAUCUGUAGAAGUGAGCAAAAGAUAAGAACAGAUCAUUUGAGAAAGAAAAUGACAAUAUUGUCUUGGGGAAUGAGCCCAACUCUCACUCUCCUAGAUCUGUGUGGUUAGGACUGGAGGAGAGUGUGUCAGCUGCUGGGAAUGCCAAAGUCCAGGAGGUGGUUGGGCUGAGAGCAUGGAGCAGAAUCAAGUAAGCCAAAGAAAGGAGCCCUAACACAGCAGCAGGCCUAGGAGGGGGAGGAAGCAGACAGUGGGAAACUCCCGGAGUGGAUCGCAAGGCCAGGUCACUGAAAAUAUGUCCUGGGUAGUUUAGAAGGGCCAUUUGGGUGGCAUGGUGUAGGUGAGGGCCAGCUGCAUGGAAAGACCAGAGGUUGGAACAGACAUCCGGGAAAAUGGGGGCAGCGAGGCACUGUAUCUGAGCAGGGCCCGUGAGGAGGGAGCCACUGCUGAUGUUGGGGUGAACUCCGAUUCAUCACUCUUGGCAGCAUCAAUUGGUAGAACCCUCUUGGAAAGCAGCUUGCCAAAUGUCAGGGUGUCUGUUCCAACCUUGUGUUAGUGAAAAAUUAGAAAUGACUUCAAUGCCAAAUGGUAGGAGGAUGAUUAAGUGAGCACCUGUGAUUCCUACGCAGCUGUUUAAAAAUGAUAAUCAUGAAGAAUUAUGUAGUGAUGUGGAAAUAUAUUUACAAAAUAUUAAGUGGAAAAAGCAGGACACAGAAUUAUAUUUAUACUACAAUUAUAGCUGUUUAAAAUGUAGGCUUAUAGUCAGCAGCUGUUGUGGUGGUGUAGGCUUAUAGCUGAGCAUUAUUUUUCUUAAAUUUCUUGAGAUCUUUAUGGUAGUGUUACUAAAAAGUCUAUAGUCAUGUCUCCACUGUGAACAUAAUUUGAACUCAUCAGACACUUGGAAAAUAAAAGUGGAGGAAGAAAAUCCCAUAUUCCCACCAUCCAAAGACAGAAACACUCUUUAGUAUAUUGUUUCUUGUUUCUGUGCACAGGUUUAUGAUUCUAACUGUCAAAAGGUGUAUUCAAAGUUCCUGUUAAUGUUAUCUUUGUGGAAUUACGGUUAAACACCUUCAUCUUAAUGUUUUCUAACGUUCCUUUUUAAUAGUGUUCUGGAAACAAAGUUUAUUAUGUGUGUUUACGUUACAAGCAUAAUACAUACCCAGAGAAAAAAAUUGGAAAGUACAGUAAUUUAGAAAGGAAAAUAAUCACUCAUAUUCCCAAGACCCAACAACUGUGGACAUCUUGGUCUGUUUCCUCCAUCUGUUUCCAUGCACAGCUGGUGGUGAGUGUUGAGUGUGUGCAUCCAGUCUGCAGUGAGGAAAAGUAUGGAAAAUCGUUAAAACUGUGUUGUCGUUGUGGGAUUAUGGUUAAAUAUUUUGUCUCUAAUUCCUUGGAUGAUCUUUGGUGUUUUGGUAUUAAAUCUUAUGUAUGUACUUUCCCAUUACAAAUAUAAUACAUACUCAUAGCAAAAUUUGGGGAAUUCCGAAAAGAAGAAAUUCACCCAUAUUCCCAGCACCUAACAGCUCCUAUUAACACCUGUUUGUACAGCAGUCUGUGAUUGUUGGGGCGUUAAUGAUAAGUAUGCUUAGAGUCAAAGAUGGGGAGAAAUUGGGAAAACAAUUAAGAAAUAGUUGUGUGGUUGUGGGAUUAAGGUUAACUAUUCUGUCUUGGUUUCCUUGAAUGGUCUUUAUCAUAGUGUUUUGGUGACCCACUUCAUUACAUGUGUUUCCAUUGUAAACACAGAACAUGCUCCUUAUAGAAAUUUGGAAGGUGCAGAAAUGUAGAGAAACUCACCCGUAUUUUCAUCACCCAGAGGCUGUGGUUAACAUCUUGAUACAUUGUUUCAUCUUGUUUCUGUGCACAGGUUUUUGGUUAAUAUGGUUGUGGUUGUUAUAUCUAUCUGUAAUAGUGUCAACAAUAAAAAUAAAGUUAAAAAUAAAA